Molecule: messenger RNA, 1968 nt
Organism: Adineta steineri
Lineage: Eukaryota; Metazoa; Rotifera; Eurotatoria; Adinetida; Adinetidae
Source: the annotation of a GenBank genome assembly
AUGAGUGACGAAGACGAACCAAAAUUACUUCAUCAAUAUGAUAUGGAUCAUAAUCGUCGACGUUUAUCAGUAAUUAAAAGUGAACUUCAAGGAUUAAUGCGUCAAAAAAAAAAAUAUGAUGAAGAAAAAUUAAAACAAGACGCAGAUUUUUUACAAAGUGAAAUAAAUGAUUUACGUAAUUCAAUUUUUGAUAUUAAUAAAGAAAUCAAUAAUCAAACACAAACAAAAAAGAAAUUACAUGUUCAAAUGACAAAUCUUCGAUCACGUUCUCGACUUCGUUAUACUAAUUUAGCAAUAGCACUUCGAGAUAAACGACGAUAUGAAGUUGAAUUAAAAAAAGAAAAUAAAACAGAAGAAUAUCGUGAUUUAGCACGUGGAGAAAUUCGUUCAAUUGAUGCAGCAUUACCUAUUCUUAAAGAAGAAGAUGAAUAUAAAGCCCGUCUUAAAUCAGCUGAAGAUGCACAACAAGCAGCUACUGUUAAACGAAAGAAAUUAGAAGAAAAUUUAAAUAAAAAUCUACGAAAACAAACUGAAAUCAAGCAAUUAUUAGGUGAAAAUGCAGAAAAACUACCUACAAUUGAAACAAAAAUUGAAAGUUUACGUAAUGAACGUGAACAAUUAGUAUCCUCAAAUAAUACAUCAUCUUCUACGAAUGGAAAAAAAUCACGUCGUCGUUUAUUAUCUAAUCAAUCCAAACAACUCGAUUCGCCUUCAACCGAUGCUCAAACACCGGUUCAAUCUCACAUGUCUCUCGAAGAAGAUUGUUUAGAAUAUGAAAAACAUCAAUAUGAAACUCAACUGGAUAAAGUUAAUACAUUACUAAAUUAUUUUCGUGAAAAAUUAAAUGAACAUGGUCUUAAUAAUAUUAAUAAUCAAACAUGUUUAACACCAUCCUCAGAAUUAACAUCACCUCUCUAUCAUCCAAUAACACCAUCUGAAGAACAAUCUAUACUUUCUUCAUAUAUGGAAGAACAUAAUUCUGAUAAUAUAUCAAUAAAUGAACCACCACCACCAACAACUAUAGCUAUGAAAUUACCACGAAAUUUUACUCCAUUAAAUUUAAAUGCUUCAACUACAAAUGAAAUCAUUCAUUCACCUUAUUAUGAUGGACAUGAAAUUGAAUAUAAAAAAGAAUUAUCAUCGGAUAUUCUUAAUAAAUAUGGUGGACAACAAAAAAAACUUCAACAACAAUUUUCUGUCGUUGGAAAAAAACAUAAAAAAAAUAAAAAGAAUUUUGCUAUAACACAUAAUCCACAAAUGAUAGUUUUAUAUAAUCAUAUUCGUAAUUCAACUGGUAGUUCUGAUACACUUCCAUCGAUGCCAAUGUAUGAAUAUGAUCUAUUUCCUACAAUACAAUCUCUUGAAUUUUUUAAACAAAGUCUUGAAUCAUAUUUAAAUGAAUUAUCUCAUUAUCAUAGACAAAUAUCAUAUGAUAAUGAACAACAAAGUCAAUCAGAAAUUGAUGAUGAUGAUAUUCGAGAUUCAGCAUUAGAUACAUAUUCGGAAACAUCAUCUUUAGUUGAAUCAAUUAAAGAACCAAUUUCACAUAUAACAAAUAUUCUUGAAGAACGUUUAUCAACAUCAUCAGAUGAUAAAAAAACUUUAACAUCAUCAUCAUCGAAUAAAGAUGAUCAUGAAGAUUUAAAUGCUCAUUUAAUACCUUUACAUAUAUCCAAUAAUCAGAUUGAUCGUCAAAUAUCUGAUGAAGGUUAUCGUUCAGUUCGACAUGAUCAACAACAACAAGUAAUAGAUAGAUCGAAUAAUUAUAAUUCAUCAUCAUCAUCAUCAUUAAUUAGAUCAGAUAGUUUUAAUUGUACAGACAAAGUUGAUCAAUGGCUGUUAAGUACAACACCAAUAUCGUCUGCACCAAUUUUAAUAACGGCUGAUAAUGAUUUUCAACCAACUGAUAAUAAUGAUGAAGGAGAAAAUCUUCAUAAAGCGACAACAAUCUCGGUGCUUAAUGAUUGA